UGUGUGUGUGUCCACUGUGUAAGUACAAGUUGGAGAACACAGUACAGGAGACGGAAAGAACCAUCUUUAACUAACCAUUUGAUGCCUCAAUUCUGUGGGAUUUAUAUAACACAACAAGUUGUGCUGAAUGGGAAUCCUUACUUUCCUGGGAGAAGACAACUCUACUUUUGGUCUAAGUAUGAGUAAUGUACAACAAAAUAAUACAAUCACGCCAAAUCCUGUAAUGCAACAUGAGACUUUCCAUACACCAAGCCUAGGUGAUGAAGAGUUUGACAUUCCUCCAAUCACUCCGCCACAGAUAGCAAUGGAAGCAAUGUCUACCAGUAUGACCGACCCAAACACAGCACCAGCCUUAACAGAACCAAUGACAAGCCCAUCACCAACAUUCACACAUGACUCAAACCCAAAGUUUACCCAGGCUCAUAUCACAGAGACUGCAGAUUCUUUACCGAACCCUGCAAUGGAAACAUUCCCUGAUCCACAAUUCCCACCACAGACAAUUGAUAUUCCACCUAUAACAGCCUCAAACUGUAGCUUGGGAAUUGACACGGUACCUUGUGCAGUGCAAUCGACGGGAGAACAGUCCUAUAGUCAUACUCUUCCCAUGACAACGUUUGCUAUGACAACACACCCAACCCCCUCGUACAUCCACGAUGUUCAUAUACCUCCACCACCGCAGCAUGUACAGAGUCAAGUCAGUCAGUUGUCUACAAUCAACCAAUCAGCAAUCAGCUCACAUCUCGGUCUGCAAGUUGGAAUGCGGCAUGGGAUACACAUGGUUGAUGGUCGGUUAUCAAAGCACAGUCCAUCGCCACCAACAACGUCCCCGAUACCCCAUGAAAGUAGUGAAGAUAGUGAUGAUAACACUCCCCUUUCACAGGUUGUCGGCACUCUGAAACGAACGGCUGUUGAAGUGACGCCACCUCCGCCAAAGAAAAAGACACCAAAGAAAAAGAAAAAGAAGGACCCGAAUGAGCCACAGAAGCCAGUAUCUGCAUAUGCGUUGUUUUUUAGGGAUACUCAGGCAGCCAUCAAAGGACAGAAUCCAAACGCUAGUUUUGGUGAAGUCUCAAAAAUUGUGGCUUCGAUGUGGGACAGCCUGGGUGUAGAACAGAAGCAAGUUUACAAGCAGAAUACUGAGGCUGCUAAAAAAGAGUACUUAAAAAAACUAGCUGCCUACAGAGCUAGUCUUGUGUCAAAGGCUGCUGUGGACCAGGCAGAAACAGAAGAUGUGUCAAGUCACAAACAGAAAAAGAUGACAGUGACCAGUAACACACUCACCAGUGCCAACACAACUACUACAAUGAUUCAGUCAAUACCACGAAUCAUUGCGCCAAAACCAACCCCAACAGCUUCCAUGCCCAUAACUGUUACCAUGACGACAGUUGCCAGGUCAGCUUCUCAACAACCUGUUGUUCAAACCAUUAUCACCAAUCCAAAACUUCAGCCUCAUAUGGUUCACACAAAUGAGCGUAAAAGGUCAGCGACCUGCAUGAGGGUUGGUUGUGAGAAUCCCGCUGUGGAGAGUCCUGAUUGGGAUAAAGAAUAUUGCAGUAAUGAGUGUGUUGUCAGUCACUGCAGAGAUGUUUUCACUGCCUGGGUUGCAUCGCGGAAUCCAAACAUAUUCCCAUCAGUCAAGUAAAAGAAAAGAAGAUUCCGUUUUUGUUUUUUUUAGAUUAUAGAAUAUUUUUAUUUUUUUCCUUUAUAAAAGAAUAUACUAUCUAGUCAUGUUCUAUGUGUUUUUAUUUAUAUAAAUCAUGGUAUUUAAUCCUCUUUGGCACAUGUCUUAGACAAGAAUCAAGGAGGACGUAGUCCUUAUCCUGACCCAGGCUAAAUUGCUUAAUUUAUCAUGGUACAAUGUAGCAAGUACCAUGUACAGAAUAAUUCUAUUUAUUAUUAAAAAUGUUUUUGUGGACGCCGCUUCACUGCCUUGCUUAAUAAAAGUGUGUGUAACGUCAGUGACACAGACGGCCAUUAUGUUUCCUGUACAUGUACAUAUAUUUGACAUAUCUUCAAAUAUUUUGAAGUAAAUUUAUUGUUCAUCUUGUAGGAGUUCAUCAAUGUUGUCUUAUGUCUACUUUUUUUUUCUUAAAAGUUAAAUAUUUAUCUUCAGAGAAAACAUUUACUCUGGUAUAGGAAAUGUAAUGGCCAUCUGUAUAAUACAUGCAGGUACCUGCAGAAAAUGCUGGAGUUUCUUUGGUUGCUGUGCUCUGUUGAGUAUGUGAUAAUGAUGCAUUCGGGGAAUGAGUUGAAAAGAGUGUUUCCUUUAAGCCUCUUUUGGAGGCAACUUACUCAGUGAGGUCACCGAGUAAAAGUCUGGUAUUAACAUUAACCAAAUUAAUAUUUAUAUUAAGAAAAGUUGCUUAGAGGGAACAAUGGAGAAAUUUGGUUGCAUGUCCUUGGAUAUGCUUAGUUUUUUCUUGACCCAAACUGUUUCCUCAAGUUUACAUCAGGGUGUUUAUUUUAUGUUUUCUAUGUUUGUCAUAUUUGAUGGUUAUGAAUAUUCAUUGAUGCUGCAUAUCCAGUUGACUUUCAGUUUGCCAGUUGAUUUUUCAUUUACUUUUGAAAUGCAUAGAUUCACUAUAAUUAGCCAUGUUUCCAAAUGCUAGUGACUCGCUGUAGUUAUUUUAACUGUUGUAUAUUUCGCACAUGUACAUACCAUCAAAUAUUCGAAAACAUCAAUAAACCACACAGUAUCUUCUCAGAGUGUGACUGUAAUCUUAGUAUUCAACUGUAUUACAUCCUUCAAGCAGAGAAAGUCAAAUACUGUUUAGUAUCUUGGCAUCCAGAGAUCUCACGACUCUGCAAUGGUCCUGUAUAUUUCAUUAGAUAUUUUCUUUCGUUCCAGCCACCCAGUUUGUGCAACACUACAUUAUUAUUUGCAUAACAAUGGAUGUAAAUAGUACACCAACGUCAAUAAACGCUUGUCAUGUACAAAUUACUGCCGACUUACAGUUCUGCCUCAAAAUGGAAAUUCUGGUUUUUUAUAUAGCCAUGUUACAACUGCAUGCGCAUCUUGGCAUUAUGUUCACUUUUAAGGCUGUUCCUAUAGCAACAAAUUGAUAUCAGUAAUUUUAAUGAAUCUUUCACUUAUGAUUUUCAACGAACACCAAAAUCAGGAAUUCGUUUUGAGGCACUGCAAAUUGGUCAUUUUAUCACAAAUGUGUUGCUGAAUCACGGUAAUUUGAAAACCAAAUGAAAGAUAAAUUGUUUUCAUGGUAAAUAUUGAUCAGAUCUUGUGGCCAACAAUUAUGUUUCGUCUAAUCGAUUUUGUAGACCCAUUCAUUUAUAGUCUUGUCUCAUCACCUGGACAUUGCCACCCUUAAAAAAAAAAUCAAAAAUUAUAAAUGUACAGUGAUUUAAAACCACAGAUGUGUAUUUUUGUGUAUUUUCAGAAAACCAAGUCAUCAUUUUUUUUCUUGUGUCGCAUUAUUUAGCAAUAAAGACAGGACAAAAAGAUUU
Molecule: messenger RNA, 3462 nt
Organism: Saccoglossus kowalevskii
Lineage: Eukaryota; Metazoa; Hemichordata; Enteropneusta; Harrimaniidae
Product: TOX high mobility group box family member 3-like
Biological process (GO): regulation of transcription by RNA polymerase II
Cellular component (GO): nucleus
Molecular function (GO): chromatin DNA binding
Source: RefSeq, a predicted model, not a curated record